Molecule: messenger RNA, 872 nt
Organism: Phoenix dactylifera (date palm)
Lineage: Eukaryota; Viridiplantae; Streptophyta; Magnoliopsida; Arecales; Arecaceae
Product: protein CURVATURE THYLAKOID 1D, chloroplastic-like
Cellular component (GO): thylakoid; chloroplast thylakoid membrane
Source: RefSeq, a predicted model, not a curated record
AGAGAGCUACUGCCACUGCCACUGCUUGUCGAAUUCUUUGAGUCUCUCAGCUCGCAAUGGAGCUCUGCGGCCCUCCUCGCUUUCUCCCGACCCUCCCCCGCUGCCGCGAUUUCGCUGCCAACCCUUCUCUUCCCCUCCCCCUCCCCCUCCUCCUCCCUCGCCCAUCCCCUGCUCUCUCUUCGAGGAGACCCCUCGCCUUCCGCUCGACGCGAGGAUGGAGGGCCACGGAUCCGGAGGAGACCUCGACGAGUGUUGUUUCGAAGGAGCUUGGGACGGAGUCGGAUGAGGAGGCGCCGAAGAAGGUAGAAGCGGAUUCCUUUCAAGUGGGUUCUACGGAGGAAGAAGCUCCUUCCUCUGGGGACGAGCAGAGCAAGGCCGCGGAAUUUUUGAGCAAGCUCAAUCUCAAGUUGGACUCUGAAGACACGUACACCAUCGUUAUUUAUGGAACUGGUGCUCUGGUUGCUCUUUGGAUAUCAUCUGCUGUUGUUUCUGCACUCGAUUCGCUUCCUGUUUUCCCAAAGGUGAUGGAAAUUGUUGGUCUUGCCUUCACAAUCUGGUUCAGCUCUCGAUAUUUGAUCUUUAAGGAGAACAGGGAUGAAUUUUUUGCGAAGAUUGAUGAUCUCAAGGAGCAGGUUUUAGGGCCUAGUGAUGAUUAAUACACUACAGGCUAAAAUAUGGACCAAAGAAUUUGCAUAUUUAUUUUUUGUUUCAUCCAAGAUAAACUUGGUGUACUCUGGUUUAGUCGAACAGAUUAAGUGAGAUGUCGAUAGUUAUUAUUUCUUUUCAACUCAGAUAGUGGAUUAUGCUUUUCAAACUACUGACCGUGCUUUUCUCAUGGCUGGCAUCACUUGAAGAAUAUUUUCGUCAAUUUU